GUUUACUCAAAACUACGAUGUAAUGGUGAUAAGUUCUCUUCCCGUUUCCAUUUUAUCGUGAUUUAACAGUUCUUGCUACUGAUUGAAAUCCAUUAAAAUAGAAUACAUUCAAUCAGAUCAGAAUGAACUCCAAGUAUUUAAAUUAUUCCGUUCUGUUCCUCGGCUAUUUUGGCUGUGUCAACUUCACUGUCAGUGGCACCCAUCAGACAUUUCACAACAUCAGAAGAAGGAUGAACCCCUUCCAGAGAAUGUGCCUCUGUAACAGACUGAACCCGAGGGUACUAAGCAGAGCAGUGUUAGAAAUGUAUCCCGGACUUUUUAAUACUCAGAGGAGUCUGCGAUUUAUGCCUGUUGUCAAACCAGUGGGAGAACAUUCACAUUCACAUGGCACGGGAUCUUAUGUAGGAAACACAGUAACAAAUCUUAACGGGGAAUCCAAGUCAUGUUGUCCCACAAACUAUGCUUUUGAAAUACUCAACAAAACCAAAGAGAACGGCAAUCAACUACGUGUUGUUCACUUUGAUCAUCAGUAUCAAUUUGUUCCAGUUGGUCGAUGUGUGUCGAAUUCAGCUGGAAAAUGUGGGUGGGGUUCUUGUGUACAGAUGUACAGACAUUAUUGGAUGCUGGUGUGGGACGAUGAUUUAACUCACUUCCCACCCGUUAGGUUUAUCCCGGUAGAAAUCCCCUCCCAUUGUGAAUGUGUCAAUGUUGGAAGAAAAGGAUGAUACGUGAUAACAGUUUGAUAUGCUAUAUAAUUGAGAACAAGGAUGACUGUUGGUCAUACUGAGAUUGGUGGGAGAUUCCUGGACCAAUGACGAGAAUAUCUCUCAGUGACGUACCAGCAGGCACUACGACCGAAACAUAGAAAAUAACAUUAAAUACUUUACAGGACCUGUUUAGGUUGCACUUUAAUUAUGUGGUGAAAUUUGCUGUUGAUGUGUGACCUUUACUUUUCUGUCGGGGUGAACUUCCUUACGCUUGUCAUAACUUAUUUGAACAUUUCCGUCGGUUCUUGAUCAUUUAUUGUGUUCUGUUAGAAGAUGAGACUUUUUCAGCUGUCAUUGUGAUAAGCAUUUACUGAAUGACAUGGACUCUGAUUUUCAGAUGUCUACCUAUAUAUUAACUACAUGGAGGAAUGAUCUUGAAUAAUUCAGUAUUUCUUUGAGUUUUAUUUGACAUUCAUUUAUAUUUUUGGGCGUUCAUACACUGUUGGUUUUUGUCGAUUCAUGCUUUCAAUAAAUCUUAUCUUGUCAACGAACAAUAAUCAAUUUGUUAUCUUCAAAUUAAUAAGAUAUUCAAAUUUAGAAGUCCCGAUCAUCAAAUUUCUCAUUUGAGCUUCAAGGAAAAUGACUGAAUUGGCGAUAAACCGAAAAAAAAGUUGAACUGUAAUGUUUUACAUAAGCUUCCUUUCUGUGAAUACUUUUUUCUUAUAUCUUUUUAUUACGUACUAUUGAACAGCUGAAAGCUUAGCAAACAUUUCAAUAUUUUAGCGUCUCGUAAACCAGUAUACAUUUACUUUUACUUACUGGUAAAUAAGUUGUAUAAU
Messenger RNA from Saccostrea echinata, 1546 nucleotides. RefSeq lists its product as uncharacterized. The record is from RefSeq and is a predicted model, not a curated record. The transcript has 4 exons. The coding region runs from base 123 to 725 and encodes 200 amino acids. Lineage: Eukaryota; Metazoa; Mollusca; Bivalvia; Ostreida; Ostreidae.